CUACGACGACUCGCUGCUUCCAGACAGGCGCCACGCAGUGAACGUGUGCGCCACAUCACACGGAAAAGCACCUAGAGCUAUAGGUUAUCGUCAGUGACGGUCCACCGGGCCUGCGCUCGUCGAACCCUGGUGCGACUGACUGUAACCUGUCCUCGACGUUUCCACAGAAAGGUCCGUAGCAGCACUCGCAUCGCGCGAGCAUGGCAGAAGCGGAGUUAGAAACCUUUACCUCCAUCAUGGACGCGCUGGUUCGCAUUAGUUCCAACAUGAAAAGCAUGGAGCAGGAGCUCCACUGCCGCGUGUGUGACGAGAUGGUGAAGCAGCCCAUCCUCCUGCCUUGCCAGCACAGCGUGUGUCUCCUGUGUGCGGCUGAGGUGCUGGUACAAAGAGGUUAUCCUCCUCCAGAGCUCCCUGCGGAACCCAACUCCCCAGCCUCCACUCCCAACACCCGCUCCCCGCGGCAGGCACGCCGGCCCACGCCCAGAACCCCUGACCGCCUGGAACGGGUCCUCAAAACAGUGUGUGGGACGCAUCCGGGGCGAAGGCGUAAGGACGCUCCCCCUCCCCCCAUGCUGUUCCCGUGUCCUGUCUGUCGGGAGGACGUGGAGCUGGGGGAGAAAGGCCUGACGGAUUGCCUGCGCAACCUCACGCUGGAGCGCAUUGUGGAGAGGUACAGACACACCGUGAGCCUGGGCAGCGUCGCCGUCAUGUGUGGCUUCUGCAAACCCCCCCAGUCCCUGGAGGCCACCAAAGGCUGCGCCGACUGCAAGGCCAACUUCUGCAACGAGUGCUUCAAGCUCUACCACCCCUGGGGAACGCCCCGAGCGCAGCACGAGCACAUCUUACCCACCAACAACUUCAGGCCCAAGGUGCUGACGUGCACGGAGCACGAGCAGGAGCGGCUGCAGUGGUACUGCCGGAACUGCCAGAAGGUGCUGUGUCCGCACUGCAAGCUGCGGCGCGUCCACCAUGGGCACAAGGUGUUGCCUGUAGCACAGGCCUACCAGGCCCUGAAGGAGAAGAUUUCCAAGGAAGUGGACUUCAUUCUGUCCAACCAGGAGACGAUACAGACCCAGAUCAGUCAGCUGGAGGCUGCUGUCAAGCACAUGGAGGCCAACAGCGCCGCGGCUCUGCAGCAGGUGACCCACUGCUUCCGGGAGCUGGGCGCGGCGGUGGCCGAGCGUCAGGGGGCGCUGGCGCUGGCCCUGGAGGACUCCCGGCACCGGCGGGCGGAGGCGCUGGGCGCCCAGGCGUCCGAGCGGCGAGGCCUGCUGGAGAACGCGGGCCUGGUGGCGUACACGCAGGAGCUGCUCAGGGAGAGCGACGCGCCGUGCUUCGUGCAGGCGGCCAGAGUCACGCACAGCAGGCUGGUGAGGGCCAUAGAACACCUCCAGAGCUUCUCUCCGGCCGCGGACGCCUCCUUCAGACACUUCCACCUGGACGCGAGCAAAGAGGUGCAGCUCAUCCACAGCCUGGAGUUCAUACGCGCCCCACUGGCUCCCGUCAUCGACACCCAGAAGACGCUGGCGUACGACCAGCUGUUCCUGUGCUGGCGCCUCCCGCAGGACUCGGCGCCCGCCUGGCACUUCUCGGUGGAGUACCAGCGGCGCGCGGGCGGCGCCGGGGCCGCGUGGGGCGGGACGCGGUCGCCCGGCGCCGCCGCCGCGUGGCUGCGGCUGGACGAGGUGCGAGGGACCAGCGCCGUGGUGGCGCGGCUGCACAUGGACAGCGUGUACGUGCUGCGGGUGCGAGGCUGCAACAAGGCCGGCUUCGGGGAGUACAGCGAGGAGGUUUACCUCCACACGCCGCCGGCUCCCGUGCUGAGUUUCUCCCUGGACUCUCGCUGGGGUCUGCAUGCUGACAGACUGGCGCUGGGUAAAGGCCAGACCUACGCCCGCAGCGUGCCAGGCCUCUCCCUCCUGCAGGCUGCAGACCGCACACUCACAUCCUGCCACUUGACCUCUGACCUGCUGGUGGCUGACUUGGCUGUCACUCAGGGCAAACACUACUGGGCAUGCUCCGUGGAGCCCGGGUCUUACCUGGUGAAGGUGGGAGUGGGGCAGGAAGCUAAGCUCCAGGAGUGGUUCCAUCUCCCUCAGGACAUGGCCAGUCCUCGCUGUGACCCGGACAGCGGCCAUGACAGCGGGGCGGAGGACGCCCAGGACUCGCCUCCCUUCUGCUUCCUCACCAUGGGCAUGGGCAAGAUCCUGCUGCCCCAAGGGCACGGCCACAGUCAGUGUCAGGGGGACAGCCAGAGCCACGGGGGGGUGCACUCCCACUCCCACUCCCACUCCCACAGCAGCGGCCACGGCAGCCUGCCCCACGCGCACACCGCUCCGCUGCCGCCUCGACUGGGCGUGUGUCUGGACUGCGACAGGGGGCGGGUCGCGUUCUACGACGCCCACUCGCUGCGCGUCCUGUGGGAGGGACCCGUGGACUGCUCGGCGCCGGUGUGCCCCGCCUUCUGCUUCAUCGGCGGAGGGGCCCUGCAGCUGCAGGACCUGGUGGCGAACCGGAGCAUCGAGGAGCCGCCGCCGCGGAGAGUCACCAUCCAGACACGUGCAACAAACCUCAGUAAAUGAAGCUGUAGUGAAUUAUUGGCACGUCGUGUCUGUAGGUGCGGCUCGUAGUUAACGAUUAACUGCCUUGGGCUUGUCACACUUUAAUACUACUGCGAAAUAGGAUCUGAUUUUUUAAUUGAGUCAAACAUAUGAAGUUCUUUUGCAUUUGGCUGACGUUGCAUUGAUUCGUUUUGUUAUUAUUCAUUUUUCUCUUGCUUUAUUUUCAAAUUGUGGCUGAAGCUCUUUUAGACUAUGCAGAAUUCUAUCGCUGGGUGCAUCAAACACCGUUAUAACAGGUUAAGAGAAACCUGUUUAAAUUGUAGGGAAACCUCAGUCCUCUCUUUACACGCGAGUCCAUUUGUCCCACAGUGGCUGGACAUCAACGCUUGCAUGCAGGUGUAACUAGAACUCAUACAGUACUUAAGGUACAUAUAUGCAGGUCAACACAUCAAAGCACCUCAGACGUUCUGUGUCUGAUUUCCUAUAUUAACUGUUUUUUUAUGUAAAGCCAAUGCAGAAUCAGAGAACGUGAAUGAUAUUUGGUUGCUGAAUUGUGCUGAAAAAGUUCUCCCCGUCUCCGUCACAGUUACGUGUCUGUGGUAUUUCACAGCAUCGGUUGGUGUUUUAUGUGGUACUUUUGCAUUUCUAAAGGACUCGGGCCCAGUGUCCAUGCUGGUUUACAUACUAUGAACAUGUGAAUGUGUCACACGUGUUUUACGUUUUGAUGGAAGUGAAUGGACGACAAAGAAACUGGAGUAUUUUCUUCCUCGGCGUUGGUUUCAUCCACCUUUGACUAAACCUGAUUCACAGUUACGUCGGAGGGACGCAGCAACUCGUUUUAGUUGAACGCACGCCUCCAUACUGUAAUGUUUUCCAACGGACAGGCUCUGACUGUUUUUGAUAUAUCAUAUGAUUGUAUGACGCGUGUAUGUGACCUUUCUCUACUUGUGUUGCAGCACUUGAAUGAGUCCAGACUGUAGCACAUGUCACAGAGCAGAUUCUGACUGUUCUGACUUUGCCUUGCUCGCAGAAUGUUUCUAUCGUGUCAUGAGAUCAAAUAAUAAACAACUGAUGGAUAUAAAACA
Molecule: messenger RNA, 3646 nt
Organism: Betta splendens (Siamese fighting fish)
Lineage: Eukaryota; Metazoa; Chordata; Actinopteri; Anabantiformes; Osphronemidae
Gene: trim46a
Product: tripartite motif containing 46a
Exons: 12
Coding region: 201-2582 (793 amino acids)
Molecular function (GO): zinc ion binding; protein binding
Source: RefSeq, a predicted model, not a curated record